This is a messenger RNA of Diabrotica virgifera virgifera (western corn rootworm), 21089 nucleotides long. RefSeq names its product protein pangolin, isoforms A/H/I/S-like (gene pan). The transcript has 7 exons. Gene Ontology annotation, biological process: canonical Wnt signaling pathway; regulation of transcription by RNA polymerase II. The record is from RefSeq and is a predicted model, not a curated record. Bases 9 to 1424 code for a protein of 471 amino acids. Gene Ontology annotation, molecular function: DNA-binding transcription factor activity, RNA polymerase II-specific; RNA polymerase II cis-regulatory region sequence-specific DNA binding. Gene Ontology annotation, cellular component: beta-catenin-TCF complex. Lineage: Eukaryota; Metazoa; Arthropoda; Insecta; Coleoptera; Chrysomelidae.
CCGGAAAGAUGGGACUCGGUCCAACAGGUCACAUGCCUUUCUUCUGCCACAACGGAGAUCCGUUAUCGCAACCGCCACCCGCCCACAUGGGAAUCCCACCGUACCAGUUGGAUAGCAAGGGGGCGGCAUCCAUGGGUGAGUACGGGGGCUCACCUCAGCCGCAGCCGCUUAGCCCAGCCGAAUGGAGACGACUCGGGCCGCUGCUCGCCGCCACAGGCCUCACCCGACCCCCUAUGUACCCAUUCUCGGCAGGACAAUACCCAUACCCAAUGCUUAGUCCAGAAAUGUCACAGGUGGCAAGUUGGCACACUCCCAGUAUGUAUCCCCUCUCGCCUGGUGCGGGUUUCCGAAGUCCUUACCCCAGCACGUUACCGAUCUCUACGAGCAGUCUGCCCAGCGAUUUCUACAGAUUCUCGCCAACCGGGUUGAUCCAACCCCAUCCCGGAUUAUCGCCUCACCCGCCUCAUUUAUCGUCGCAUCCCGCUAUCGUUACCCCUGGACCCAAACAGGAACUGCCCGAUCUUAAUCAUAGGUCACAAGUCGAUCACAAGAAUAAUAUAGACGGUAAGAAUAAUCAGGAUAGUAAUGAAAAAAAGAAGCCCCAUAUAAAGAAACCCCUCAACGCCUUCAUGUUAUACAUGAAGGAAAUGAGAGCCAAAGUUGUUGCAGAAUGUACAUUAAAAGAAAGCGCUGCAAUCAAUCAAAUCUUAGGACGACGGUGGCAUGCGCUGGGUAGGGAGGAGCAGGCCAAAUACUAUGAGCUGGCUCGUCGCGAGCGGCAAUUGCACAUGCAGCUCUACCCCGAUUGGUCGUCACGCGCCAACGCCACUCGCGGCAAGAAGAGGAAGCGCAAGCAAGACCCCGCCGAUGGAGGUAAUAGCAUGAAGAAAUGCCGGGCGAGAUAUGGAUUAGAUCAACAGAGUCAAUGGUGUAAACCAUGCAGGCGAAAGAAAAAGUGUAUACGAUAUAUGGAAGCAGGAGAUGGAAACGAUGGCAACCAAUCAGAUGACAAUCUAGGCAGCUGCGGCAGCAUGGGCGACGCUCACACGCCACCCGACGACGACAACGAGAGCCUCAACCAAUCGAUGUCGAGCCCGGGUGGCCUGUCAGCUCUCAGCAGCCUAACCAGCCCGGGCGGCAUGGUGCUGCCCAGUCCGUCGACCAGCGUGGCCAGCCCCUCCGUGAGUGUGGCUAGCCCGUACAUGCUCCAGAGCCCUUUGACGCCCCACGAGCUCAUGGAUGUCAAGGUGCCCAUGCCUCCCGUCUCACACCAACACCAGCCUACGCGAAAUCCUGUAGGGACGAAUCCUCAUGACAUAAACAAUCCUUUGAGUGUCAACCAAUUGACGGGUCAGUGCGUUAGGAACGAUAAUAACGAUGCCAACGGUAACAAAGAGACGCGCUCGAUCAUCAGCGUCACGUAGCCAAUACUUAAAGCAGAAGGUCCCGAAUCCUAGCCAUGUCACUUUGCCUAAUAAUACUUUGAACCAUUAUUAGCACCAACUUGAACUGAUGUGUGUCAAUAUUUGUGUCUAUACUUUAGGCAACCCUUGGUCAUUAACAUUGGAUAACACCAAAUUGUUCAGCAAGCCUGGCGUUGAACGCUAGGCUUGCUUUGGAUUAUUUUUGUUGAAUAGUCCCAAAUACUUGACAAUCUAAUAUAAAUUUUUCUUUACCCAUUCUACACUACCAACAGCACUUCGAAAAUAUUCUUCAUGCUCCAAAAUUUAGGUGUUCUUUGUACUUACAUCAUUGUCUGAUUCUAAUUGAUGAUCACAAUGUUGCCUCAAAUCAGUUAUAGCAUUUUUUCAAUGUACGGUCACUUUUAGAUUGACAGUUGACAGGUAGUCUAACGUGACGUGGCUGCUGGUCAAGUGUAGUAAAAAGUCUGAGGUGGGAUUACGAACACUACAUACGAAUCGUAUCUGCCAUGUUUUACCGUAGCGCCUUAUGGGAAAACAUGGCGGAUACGAUUCGUAUCGAGUGUUCGUAAUCCCUAUGCUGAUAUUUUGUCAGUCUGCGUAGAAACUUCUUCUUUUUUAAGACCGUGCCCAAAUUUUAGGCCUGGGUAGCUUCCAUGACAAUUUGCCGAUAUUUUUCUCGAUCUUGCGCAGCAUGCAAACACUUCAUAUUCUAAUAAACUAGUCCAUUGACGAAGGUUUCGCAGCCAUGGAUAUUUUCCGACAAAUUCUUCUUUUCCCUGAAGUUUCCAGAUGAAGUGCAGCAUGCAGUAUUUGCUACCUUUCAUGAUAUGCCCCAGAUAUUCAAGUUUUCUCUUUUUUAUCAUCUUCAUCAAGUCACCUUCGCCUUGACCUAUUCUGUUUGAGACUACUAUGUUUGAAUUGCUUUGAGCCCAUGAUACUUUGUGCAUUCUACGAUAUGGGCAUAUCUCAAAGGCUUCUAAUUUGUUCGUCAUAUUUACCUACAUGAUCCUGGUUUCACAUCUAUGUAAUAAUACAGGAUACACAUAACCUUUUAGGAACUUGAUUCUUAGUUGUAAGUUCAGCUGAGAAUUGCACAAUAUAGAUCUUCUUCUUAACGUGCCCUAUCAAGUCCCCUUGACGUUGGCGAUUAACAUGGACAAACUGUCCCUGUCUCGAGCUAUUCUAAAUAGGUGUUCUGCUUUCUUUAAUCCUGUCCCCACUCCCGGAUAUUCUUCAACCAAGAGGCCUGCUUUCUACCAAUUCCUCUGCGUCCUUCGAUUUUACCCAUCAUAAUAAGUUGAAGAAUAUUAUACCGGUCUCCCCUUAAUACGUGUCAAAAAUAGGCCAUCUUUCUAUAUUUGAUGUUAUCAGGCAGCUCGCGGGCAGCAUUUGCUCUCUUAAGGACUGCCACAUUUGUCAGCAUAGCCGUCCAUGCUAUUUUCAGUAUACGUCUGUGCAGCCACAUUUCAAAGGCCUCCAAACGGUUAGUGGUGGAUAUUUUUAAUGUCUAUGCUUCGACACCAUACAAGAGGACUGACCAAAUGUAACAUUUAAUCAUGCGCUUUCGAAGUUGAAGUUGCUGGUUAUCAUUACAGAAGAAUGACCUCAUUUUUAAAAAUGUCGUGCGGGCUAUCUCGAUUCUACUUUUUAUCUCUUUAUCUGGAUCUAGUUGUCCAGUAAAAUGCAACCAAGAUAUUUAAAACUGGGUACUCUUUGGAUUAUAUGACCAUCAACAUAUAACCGUGAAUCUUGAUGGGCCAAACGGCUAAAUACCAUGUAUUUUGUUUUUGGACAGUUUAUGUUUAGGCCAAACUCUCUUCCCACUGUGUCAAUGGCAUUUAAAAGUUGUUGUAAUCCAUUCAUAUCAUCACUUAAAAUAACUGUAUCGUCUGCAUAUCUCAUUGUAUUUAUCAGAAUUCCAUUAACUUUCACACCCAAUUCCAAAUUAUGCAGCGCUUCCUUAAAUAUUCUAUCUGAAUAUAAAUUGAAUAACAGUGAAUAUAAAUCAAAAUGUUGUAAGUCAUAUUUGUGAAAUGAUGUAAGUCUUGCUUUAGAACCUUGAUAAAUAGACCUCUUUUCAUCAGGAAAAUCAGGAAAAGUAGUGUAAGUAAGUAAUACAGCAAAAAGCUUACAUCACUUUGGAUUUCAUCCAUUCAAUUAUAUCUGUAUUUUUUAAUUUAUUAAUGUCCAUAGAUUCGAAUGAAGAUAGCUUAAGGCCUUUAUUUUGAAUAUGAAGAAUUUAAAACUAUUCAUUAAAAUUCACUCUUUGUGUAUUAUUGAAAGCUCUUUUGUGUGCUGCUAUACGUUUGUCAAGGAUUCUGCCAGUUUGACCGAUGUACAAAAUAUUGACAUACUAUACAAACCUUAUCAAAAUAUUGUUCGGCAAAGUUGUACCGCUAGGCAGACGGAUAUAUAUUUAUAAAAAACCACCUGUGAUCUUACAAACUGUGGCGUUACAAAAAAAAAGAUGGUGGGUAUUUUUGUGUAAUUUUCGUGCAGCACGUAUGAUCUCAACUGGAACUCAAGUGCUGCAAUUUUUUUUACUAUGUAUCAUAAAUGUCAUUUGCCAAAAUCACCUCUAUAUAUAUUAUAUAGAAUUUAUAUUACAAAUUUCUGAUUUUUUUAUAUUUUUAGUUAUUUAUAUGGACUGCUGUAAUGGGGGAUAAAUUCUUUGGUUGGCUUGAAAUUCCGAAGGACAAACAUCAUUUGACUCUUGAUGGGUUGUGCCGAUUCUUUUUUGCAACAUCUAUAUGGAAAUUAUUGCAUAUAAAAUAAAUUUGUCGUGUUUGCAAAAGGAAUGUUUUUUAAGGCAACCAAAGUUUCGUUAUUUUCUCAUUAUUUUUAUGUAUUUGGGUGAUGUAGUGCAAAAAAUUAAGUUUUGAUCUCCUAUUAAUUAUAUUAAACAAGUAAUGAUUUUGUUGUAAAAUGUGGGCUGGUUUUAAACUCUUACCAAAUUGAGUUUUUUGUACCUAUUGUAUAAUAUUUGAGAUAAUUUGAGUAAAAACUGUGAGGCCUUUUUGUCUACAGGAAACGUUAUUGAACAAUUUUUAUUAUUAAUUUUAUUCAUGAUGUUCCUAUAAUAAUUGAUUUUUAUAGGAUCUUGAAAAAUUGGGUUAAGAAAUUAAAAAAUAACGAAUACAUUUGCUCCACCAAUCUGUAGAAUUCUUACCAUUCCUACCUGCUUCAUCUAACCUUAUAGCCCUGUAUGGUUUUUAACUGCUGAAUAAUAAUUGCAAGUACUUCAUUCUUUUCUAUUUUAAAAGACGGGCUUGCUUAGUUUCCUCUACCAGCUCUUUCCAGCUCUAACCAACUCUUUCUUGGACGUUGGAGGUAUUUUUUCAUAUCCAGUGAUCUUAUAUUAAGUGAUCUUAUAUUAGGUGCUAUAUGUAUUUUUCAUGUUUUCCUUAGUGUCCAUUAAGUGCAAGUGAUUAGCUAACAGAUUCUGUGAGAUUUAACAUUAACAUUAACAACAUUGGUGUGUUUGAUUGGCUCGUCGAAAGUAAAUGACAUGCUACUCUCUAACAAGCCCAGAAAUGUUCCUCUUUGUUUCUGAAAUAUGUUAAGUCAUCUUCGUCUUUCUUCAGCAGAAUCCAUGUCUAUAGGUCUUAUUUUUGCCGGUGCUGCAAAUACUGUACACAAUAAAACGCCCUAUAUCUUGACUUAGUCUCUCUAGUUCAAGUGUCUUCUUUCUACUUACAACUGUUUGUAGGAGUUUCGAAUAGUAAGUAGGGAAAAAGAUCUUGUGGAUAGGUAGGUGUAACGUGUAAGGUCCACAUCACACCCAUCGAGAAGUACUUCACUUGCCGUCGUUGCCAGUAAGUAAGAAGAAAUUUUAAAUUUUGUCAUGGCAGAAUCCUUAACUACAGACGCCUCCCCAAGGGUAUUAAUGGUGGAAGAUCUGGACCACCAAUAAAUAGACAGAAAACACCUAUUUGCGAAAAAGUAGAGUUAGGUAGAUUGAAGAAAUAGUCAAAAGGAAGCAGGAAAGAUGGUUCGAGCUUUUUACAUUUCAAUAACAUAAAAACGCUGCUUGUAGAAGCAAAAAAAUGAACUGCUUACGCCUAGACUCUUGAAAAAUAUGUGCAGAGCCUGAAAAGGACCCGUAGAGCAUUUGGAGACUCUAGGAGUACGAGAGCUGAACUGCUUAUAGUCAAAAGAAAGCAAGAACGGGUGGUUCGAGCUUCUUACAUUUCAAUAACUUGAAAACAUUGGUUGUAGUAGCAGAAAAACAACUGCUCAGGCCCAGAGUCUUGGAAAAGAUGUACAGAGCCUCAACAGGACCUGUAGAGCAUUUAGGGACUCUAGAGGUAUUAGAGGUGAAAUGCCUCUAGUCAAAAAGAAGCAAGAAAGAAUGAUCAGAGCUUCUUACAUUUCAAUAAAAUAAGAACACUAGUUGUAGUAGCAGACAAAGCAUUAUUCCUUACGCCCAGAGCCUUGGAAAAAAAUGUGCAAAACCUGAUAAGGACUUGUACGAGCAUUUGGGAACUCUAGGGGUACCAGAGAUGAAGUGCAUCUGACUCUUCUGAAUUAGCUAAGGAAUGUAGAGUGGUUGAUAAAGAAAGGAUAUUUAUGUUAGGUCUUUUCAAACCUCUUCAACUAAUGUAGUCCUUAAUUGCAUCCUUUGAUCAUAGUAAGCAUUAAAAAGAAUCGUGGACAUGAUUGUUUUCGACUGUUGUGACUGCUUCCAAAUGUUUGAAUUCUUUGACAACCUCGAAAUUGUAUUUAUUUGUCGAAAUGUUUUUUCUAAUUCUUAGUCUUCGAUUUUUGGUAAGUACCAUGUACUUGGUCUUAUCGUCGUUGACUUAAUUUCCCUGGUCCCCCUCUUUCAAAAAGAGUACAACUUCUUUUGCAUUUCUGGUGGAUUGUACAAUUGUGGUCGACAUUGUCAGCAAAAGCUAACAGUAGUACCUUCGCUUCUUUGACAGCGAAGCCAUUUGUUAUUUCUCGUUGUGAUUUCCUAACUGCAUGUUCUAAAGUGAAGUUGAAUAACAAAGGGAAAAGUAGAUCAUUUUGUCUUAGACAAGUUUCGAUUUGAAACUCAUCUGAUGUACUGCUGCCAAUUUUGAUGCUUGCAGAUGGAUUCUGCACACAAAUAUGGGCUAGUUCUUCCAGUUUUCUGGGUACUUCCAUUUCAAUUAUGACUUUCUGCUACAAUACUUUAAAAAUUUGUUCUUUUUGGCUUGAACAUGACAUGUGUUACUGCACUGUGGAUUUUUCUGAUGUUAAGUUGCAUCUGAUCAUCUUGAAAAAGCCACGGUGCGAUGAAACAACAGGAAUAUGAAAAUACAAUAGAAAUUUCCAAAAAUUCUAGUUUAAAUUUACUACUUUACAAUGUUUCUUCCGGUGUUGCCAUCUACUAAAAAUAUACGUAAAACCUAUGAUUAGAGGGCUAACCUACUGAAGUUAUUUGACCUUUAUGUCAUUACAUUACUAAUAAUGCCCACAUUUUACUAUUUUAUGUAUUUAGUAAACGAACAAAUUUUUCCAUAUACAAAUACAAAUAUGUACUGCAUCAUUCGAAAACACCAUUCAUACCGGGUGAUUCAAAUUGUGCAAUUCAAUUCUUGUUUUUUUUUAUUUGUAAUUUUUAGGUUAUUUGAAUCUGCCCGGCAUGAACAAACAAAUUUAGUGCCACAUAGUUUACAGUUGUUAGCCUUUUGCAAAUAAAUUUUGCUCAAAUCGAUAUAUUAGACGAUUGUUUUAGAUUUUGUUUGGAAUAUACUUCUUGAAGGGAUAUUCUUAAAAUUAGAAGUUACAUAAAUUAUUUAAAUGGAAUUCUACAGUAAUAAGGUUUUUUGUCAUAAUAAAAACAAAAAAAAAAUCGAUUUUUAUAAAAAUCGAGAGAUCGAUUUUUAUAAGAAUUGAAAUAUCGAUUUUUACAAGAAUCGAAAUAUCGAUUUUUAUAACAAUGGAAAAAUGGAAUGGAUGGAACGGAUUUUUAAAAAAUCAAAAGAUCAAUUUUUUAUCAAAAAGUCUAUUUUUUAUAGAUGAUAAAUAUGCAGUUUCCAUUUGCGCGUCUGCUUUAUUCUCCUAACUCUAAGAGUAUCCUUUCAAAUGUUUAGUGACAAUAUUUCCUGAAAAAACUUUUAUUUUCUCUUACCAGAAUUUUGAAAAUCUUAGAAUUUAGAAUGUAUAUUGCUACAACAACUUUGUAAUUACUCUGUACAUAAAAACAAAUGUUAUAACAGAAAAACUUAUUGUAAAAUUACUUUUUUUGACUUUUUAAAUUUUAUUUGUUAAAUGUGGCGAGCCAUACAAACAUCUUUAAGUUUAAUUUUUAAUUUUUUUUUAAUCGAUUAUUUGCUAUUUUGUGCUUAGGUCAUUUAUCACGACGAUCUGUAGUUUGUGACUGUUUUUCCAUCAAAGUAUCAAAUCUAAUAGUUUAGUUUUUACUCAGUACAUUUCUUGAUACACAUUAUGUUAAUUAUUGACUGUUAAAACAUCCCAUUGGAUGAUAUUUGCAUAUUAGAUUAACGAACAAAGGUAAUAUCUGCAAAAAUAGCACCCCCAAGUAAAGAAAUGGCAAUAAUUAGCUCGAAAAAGAGAAAAUAUUUGACAGCUGACAGCCGCCAUGUUGGAUUUUCCACGUGUUGACAGCUAACAGUCGUCAUGUUGACAGCUGUCACGUUGGAUUGCCACGUGAAGUAAAUGGGCCAAUAGGAGCGUGGCAGCCAUCUUGGAAGGGGGCGUGGUUUUUAACUCACUUGCACACUUGUCAUACCUGGCGGCAAUCUUCAAAAGAUACCGUUUUUCCUACGAUCGGCAAAAUUUUUCUAUGUCCAGCCGUCCCAUACACAUAUUAAACAGCUGAAGAUAGCACAUCUAAAAAGGAAAACCCUAAAUAGGCUACUGUUGUAAUACAGUUAGACAAUUGGACUGAUAUUAUUGACUGACGCUUCCUCUAGUUGACCAUGAAGGUCUAUUAUGUAUUAUACCCGACAGAAAAAGUGUAUUUAAGAAUUUUAUAAUAUAUUGUAAUCUCAAGAGCAAGCAAAAUGAUAAUAGUCUUACCAAGUUUCUACAAUUUUUUACUGAAGAGCUUGAUCUUCCGAGCAACGAGUGGAGUGUUUGGUACCCUACAGUGGAGCUCUGGUUCAAUAAAACAAAAUUUAUUUCUGGUAUUUGCAAUGAGAUAUGGUACAUCUUUACUUCACACUUUUUUAUGCCCAAAAGCUCUUUAUCUAAUAGGUCUUUGCUGUUGAAUUUGUUGGAGAUUAUUCACAAAUAUAAUAUCAUCACCAAUUUUGAUACUAUUUCUAACUUUAUUUUUCUUUUGUUUACUAAAUUUCCAUCCAAUAUUAAUCGUUCAAGUAGUUCAAACGAAUUUUCAAUUUUCUUAUAUCAGUGUAACGUGGAUUGUCUAACAAAAUAAUACAUACAGCGGUGCAUUAUAUGGAGUGUAUUGUGAGUUGCCUAAUACAUGUACAAAUUUUAAACAGUCGAGACUGAAUCACAGAAUAAAAACAAUUAUUUGUUUUUUACAACAGUUUUUCAGUAAUUUGAAUCUUCAGUUGUGGUUGUGAUCCAGUGAUGUUAGUGUAAAUAGGGCUUUUCAUCGAUUGUCAUUUGUUUCGAGCUUCUGUCAUUUGUCACAUAAUAUUAAUAUAACUACGACAUACGUAUUUGCUUUGUAUCAUGUAAAAUACCAAUGACGUAUGACGUAGAUAUAUUAAUAUUAUGUGACACAUGACAGAAGCUCGAAACAAAUGACUGUGAAUGAAAAGCCCUAUUGGUCGAAUAUGGCUUUUCAUCGAUUGUCAUUUAUUUCGAGCUUCUGUCAUGUGUCACAUAAUAUUAAUAUAUCUACGUCAUACGUCUUUGGUUUGUAUCAAUGGUAUUACCAACAACGUAUGACGUAGAUAUAUUAAUAUUAUGUGACUUAUGACGGAAGCUCGAAACAAAUGACUAUGAAUGAAAAGCCCUAUUUCGAAUUUAUUUAUUCCUUUGUGAGUAUCUAUUCUUUAUUUAAUAUUUUUAUGAUUAACAGAUAAAUUAGCACUGCUAAAACCAUUUUUACUAUCAAAUUGUUUUAUAUUAUCCUUAUUCUGCAGAUAGAUAGAUCCUUUGAUAGAUAUAAAACUACUAAACUAUAGAGAAAAUCGGAAUUGGAGAAAUUUAUAGUCACAAUAAAUACAUAGUUCAACUUUUUAAUACAAUUUUUGAACAAUAAAUACAUUUACAAUGUUCUAAAAUUUCAUUGUAUCAGGUGAUAAAAUUAGUAUAUCUGUGAAAAAAUCAUUGAUUUCAUGUAAAAAAUCUUAUAUAGAUAUUUGAUGGUUUUAAAUACGAGGGGUAGCUGAUAAAAAAUCUGUGCAGAAGUACGGCUGAUUUUGCUUUGUUUUUUUUUAACAAUCACAAAAAGUGAAAAAAUCAUUCAUCAAAACGUUUCUGCAAGUACUUGGAGGGAAUGCGAGAAACGAUCGUGCUCGAAUAGCGGAGAAAUCUUGCAACUUUCUUAAACAAUUCAUAUUGUCAAUUGAAAUUGUCAAAUUGAUGUAUAUUUCAUAUCUACUGACCCUACUGUCAUUGAAGAAGAAAAAUUAUGUUGCUCCACAAUAGUAAUAUGAUAUAAUUGAAUAUGAAUAUAUUUCAUUAAUUGUAUUUUGCUUGCAGUACUGCAUUUUAAUAAUUUAUUUUAUUUACUACAUACAAUUGUUUACCUUUUAAUAACAUAACCUCAGUCUUACUUUUUCUUCUUAUAAUUUUUUUGUGCUACGGCCUUGACAAGUGUCCAGCAACCAGGACUAAUAUAAUUGGCCAAUAUAAUUAAAAGUGCGAAAAAAGUUGCUGAGCUAUGAAACCAGGUGUCGCUUUUCCGAACUUGCACGGUCCCAAUACCUGUUAGAGAAAAAUGGUUCAAAUAAAACUUAUAGAUCAUAAAAAGUUCUUUAAUUAUAAGAGUUUAUAAAUUAAACUACAUACACAGUUGACUGAGAUAAUUGUAGAAAAUCGUUAUUGUUGCAGUAAUUUAUAAAAUGUUAAUAUCUUUGUUUUUUGCAUAACGACAUGGAAUAAUAACUACCCAAAAUUGUGGCAGUUAAUGAUUUAAUAUUAAAGUGUGUUAAAUUUCAAAUAGAUCAACCAAAUAGUUUAUGUUAUUCAAUUUAAUAAGGGUCUUCUGCAAUUAUCUCGGUCAAUUGCUUAUGUAUUUUAAUUUGGAGACUCAAAAUUAAUUAACUUUUUAUAAUUUACAACCACUGAACCAUUUUUUUCUAAAAUGUAUAGAGACGUAUUAUAGACAAACACGAUUUUUUCACUCUUUAUGAUUGUUUAAAAAAACGACAAAGCAAAAUUAGCUGACUGUAUUCACAGAUUUUUCAUCAGCUGCCGCUCAUAAUAAUAUACACUCCAAGAAAUUAAAGCACCAUCUUAAAAUUAGGACAUUUUUUAAUUCUCGAAUUUCCUAAGUUCGAUUUUAGUGAUUUUUUUAAUAUGUUAUAGCCUUAUUUUUUAAGAGUAUCGCUGUAGUAAUGUUGCUAGACAGGUAAAUGUCAUUGUAUACCGGGUGUAACAAUGAUACUGUGUUUUUUCUCAAAGUUAAGAAUAUAAUCACUCUAUGAAAUAUUGUAGUAUUUGUAAAAUAAACUUAAUAAGGCUUUCUUAACAUUUUAUUUUUGAUUCAUUCACUUAUGUUCGAUAAGAAAAGAGAUAAGUACUUUUAUAUUAAAAAUUAGGUUUGCUACUUGGUCUUGAUCAAUAUCAUUCGAAAUCUCGAGAGCCUACUGUUUAUACCUCUUGUAAGGUUCUAGGAGGUGGCAAGCGCUAGCAUAGUCUUCUGCCAUUUAUGUCCCACAAAUUUUCGAUCGGAUUAAGAUCUGGCCUAUGCGGUUGUCAAUUUAGAGUCCGAAGAUUUACCUGUUGUAAAUAUUUCGUUACAGUUCUUGCAUUAUCGUGCAUUAGCAAAAAAUUGUUACCAAUAUAAGGAGCUGAUAGCAUGGUAGUUAAGUACUUUGCUCUGAUUGAACACACUUAUCGCGGGUCAAAAAAAUGCUGUCACCAGACAACAAAAAAAAGUUACGGACUUAAUUUUAACUUUAAGUAAUAAAUCUACUAAUUUGCACAUCAAACCAGAAACUUUUUUUAUGUUAAUAACUUGACAUUUAUGACAUUAUUAAUUUCUCAUAGCCUUAGUUUUGUUUAUUAAACUAAGCAGAAAAUGAGGAUAUAUGGAUGAAAAACAUGGCUAGUUAUUAAAGUACCUAACUUUUUUAUUAUACAACAUAAGAGAACGCAUCAAACAAAAAAGGUUAAGAAAACCUGACGCUACAGUUUUUUAAUUUCAGUAUUUUUUAAAUGCUAGAAUAUUCCAGAUGCUGUUGCAAACUUUGAGAAAAAAACACAGUUUUACUGGUACACCCGGUAUACAAUGACAAUUUACCUGUCUAGCAACAAAAUUAUUACAGCGAUACUCUUAAAAAAUAAGGCCACAACAUAUUAAAAAAGAAUGUGUGUGUACUUUGUACGCACGUAAGAAGUUAUACUUCUAUUAUAUGAUUUCAACGAAAUUAAUAUACUUUAAACAGUUUAUUUAUAUUUUAUUUAAAUAUUAAACUAAUUUUAAUACUUACUACUUCUCAAAAAUUUUUAUUAAAACAGUGCCAAAAAUUAAAAUAAAAGAAUAAAACACACACAAACAAACACAUUGAAAAAUGCCACAAGUGAUUUCUAAACAAUGUAGGAAAUUUUUUUAACUAAAUACGUAUUUUCUGAAAAAAAAAAAUUAUAUAAUAAACUUACAAUCAUAAAAUGUAUAAACAAAUAAAAAAAAAUAAAAGUUUCCAUUGGGAUUCGAACCCGCUUAUCAGCGCAGUUAGUAUUGAAAUUCAUUCACCUUAAACUUUUACCCACGGAGACGAUGUGCCAUCAUGUGCGAAGAUCAACUAACUAAACGUAUUAAACUUUUGACGGUUCUGAAUUUAACCAAAUUAUUUUGAUUUUGAAUUGAAAUUAUUUAGAAUUGAAAGAAAUAUUAGAAUACAACAAAACAUAGAGUAAGAAAACAAUAUAUUAGGUGAAUAUUGAUAGAAAUUUUGAUGGUAAUCAAAUUAUGUAAAUCGAAGCAUUACAUGCUAUUUUAGUAGGUUCUUUUUAAAUUUUCCAAAUAGUUAGGUCCUACCUAUGAAAUUUUUUAUUAGGAUACUGAAACAUUUACAAUUAUUACGUACCUCCCGUUUUUAAAAUUAUUUAAAAAGUCACUACAAUAUUAUAAACUUGCAUUUUUCUCUGCCAUCACAACAAUAAAAACUAAUAUACACAACAUUAAUUUGUUUAUCCAAAAUCUCCAUAUUGAACAAUUAUUGACAGAUGAUUUUAACACCCAAUCAGAUCCCGUAUAACGUUUAUACCAUACUGUCUGUGUGCGCAUGCGCGCAUAAUUAUGAAAUUUUACUCUCAAUCACGCCCAAAGAAGUAUAACUUAAAAAAAAAUCACUUAAAUCGGACAAGUUUAGGAAAUUCGAGAUAUCAAAAAUAACCCAUUUUUAGGUGGUGCGUUAAUUUCCUUGAGAAGUGUAAUAAUUAUGCAAUCUACUUGAAUGUGAUUUUUUUGUGAUGGGUAUAUAAGUCUGAUAAAUGACCUAAUGGAAACGAAUCACUUCCAAUACAAAUAUAUUUUUCGAUCAAACUUAUUUCGAAGCUUUAAGAUUGUGCAAAUAUUUCUGACCAUUGCAAUAACUUAGAAAUUGAUUCUUCUGAUGUAAAUAAAUUUUUCGACGACUACUAACACACGGCUAGAAAAAACUGUUUUUUCUUUAUAGGAAACGCUUUGCGUGUUCAGUUUUGUGUUAUUUUUUUAAUAUGAAAAGAGAUGUGAUAUUUUAUACUAUUUAAAAUGAACACUAUGUUUGGCUUCCCUCAGGUUUUUGCAUUUAUUGAGUUUUUUUAUAGAACAAACUACCAUUCGAUAGUAGAGUAACUUCGAUGACUAGAUUAGAUCUCACACCUUGAGAAAUAUAUCACUGUGAUGUAGACAGUGACAUAUAACAUUCAAUAUAUUGUGAGAUCUAUUCAUCAGAAAGUUCUACAAUGUAUAUUUUAUUUAACUGCGUUAAAUUGCAGCAAUUUUUGAUUGGAAAACGUCUCAAGUUUUCCAAAACGCUUUGUAUGACGAUAUUCUUCUUCAUGCACCGUGUCCUUUCGGAGCGCUGGUUACCAACAUAGCUAUCUAAAUUUUAUUCACUGUCACCCUAAAUGGCAUGAUUGUAUCAAUACUAUAUCGAUCUUGCAAGUUCUUGAACCAUGAAGACUUUCUUCUUCUUGGACUGCAUUUGCCUGCUAUUUUCCCUUGUAUAAUAUUUUGUAACCUAAAUAUAUUUUGUAACUUACGUGCAUAGAAAUCGGCCCACUUAAAAAUUUGGUAAUUUUUGAUGUCUCAUAUUUUCUAAACCUCUUGGCCGAUUUAAGUGAUUUUUUGAACAUGUUAUAGCCUGAUUCUUUGACAAUCAUCAUCAUCAUACAACCUCUUCUGUCCACUGCUGGACAUAGGUCUCUCCCAUUCUUCGCCACUCUUCACGGUUCUGUGCUUCUUGUUGCCAUUUCUUGGAUAUUCGUUUAAUGUCGUCCAUCCAGCGUGUUGGUGGUCGUCCUCUGCUGCGUUUGUCUUCUCUUGGGCGCCAGUCAAUUAGUUUUCUGGUCCAUCGUGAGUCUUUCAGUCGCGCUAUGUGACCUGCCCAAUUCCAUUUCAGCUUGGCUAUACGUUCAACGACAUCAGUGAUACCUGUUCUUUUCCUUAAGUCUUGGUUCCUUAUUUUGUCUUUUUUUGUCACGCCGAGAAUCGAUCUUUCCAUGCGCCUUUGUGCCACUCGCAUUUUUAGUGCUGUUGUUUUUGUGAGCGUGAGAGUUUCUGCUCCGUAUGUCAUAAUAGGAAGAACGCAUUGGUCAAAUGUCUUCCGUUUCAUAGCUGUCGGGAUGUUGCUCUUAAAGAUGUCUCUUAGUGAUCCAUACGCCGCCCAAGCAAGUGUUAUUCGUCGUUGAAAUUCGCAGGUCUGAUUGUCCUUGCCUAUUCUGACUUCAUGACCGAGAUAUAUGUACUUUUCUGUCAAUUCUACCACUUGAUUUUGGAUGGUUAGGUGUUCGCUGGGAACUAAAUUUGUCAUAAAUUUGGUCUUACUGAUGUUCAUUUUUAGACCUAUUGUUGAAGACACGUUUUCUAAUUCUAGUAGCAUUUGUUGUGCUUCACCCAGAUCUUCGGUAAUAAGUACUAUAUCGUCGGCAAAACGCAGAUGAUUGAGCAUUUCUCCAUCUAUCUUUAUUCCUCUAUUUUCCCACUUUAGCAUUUUAAAGGCGUAUACAAUACCACUGUAAUAAUACAAUAAUUGUCUUUGACAAUACCACUGUAAUAAUAUUGUUGCUCAACAGGUAAAUUUUCAUUGCAUACCGGGUGUACCAAUCAAGCUGUAUUUUUUUCUCAAAGUUCGCAUCACUUUGUGUAAUAUUUUAGCAUCUAUAAAAUACUGAAAUUAAAACCUAACUAUAGCCUCAGGCUUUCUUAACAUUCUUUUUUUUGAAUCAUCCGUUUAUGUUUUAUAAUAAAAAAGUUAGGUACUUUAACAACUACACAUGUUCGUCAUCAAUAAAUACACGGUGUUUCUAAAUAAGUGCGACAAACUUUAAGGGGUAAUUCUGCAUGAAAAAAUAUAGACAGUUGGCUUUAUAAACGUAUGUCCACAAAUACUUCGUUUGCGAGAUACGGGAUGUUAAAUUUUUUCUUACAAACUGACGAUUUAUUUUAUUGCUUUAAAACCGGUUGAGAUAUGCCAAUGAAAUUUGCUGGGUUUUAAGACGCAGUUAUUGCACAUUUUUUAACAUACAAUUAAGAAUUUAAUAUUCACUAUUAGCGCGCAUAAGUGUGAUAUGACCAAUCUAUUACCCGUAUGCACGCUAAUGGUGAAUAUAAAAUUCUUAAUUUUAUAUCAAAAAAUCCACAAUAACUAUCUCUUAAAACCUACCAAAUUUCAUUUGCAUAUCUCAACUGGUUUUAAGCCAAUAAAUAAAUCGUCAGUUUGUAAGAAAAAAUUCAACAUCCCGUAUCUCGGAAACGAAACAUUUGCGGACAUACGUUUAUAAGCCAACUGUCAUUAUUUUUUCAUGCAGAAUUACCCCUUAAAGAACAUGUCUAGUUGUUAAAGUACCUAACUUUUUUAUUACCCAACUUAAACGAAUGAAUCAAAAAACAUAAUGUUAGAAAACCUGAGGCUAUAGUUGGGUUUAAAUUUCAGUAUUUUAUAAAUGCUAGAAUAUUCCACAGGGUGAUGCGAACUUUGAGAAAAAAAAACACAGUUUGAUUGGUACACCCGGUAUACAAUGAAAAUUUACCUGUAUGGCAACAAUAUUAUUUCAGUGGUAUUUUUAAAGAAUCAGGCUAUAACAUGUUCAAAAAAUUACUUAAAUCGGCCAACAGGUUUAGGAAAUAUAAGACAUCAAAAAUGAUCAAAUUUUUAAGUGGACCGAUUUCUAUGCACGUAAGUUUAUAUUUGAAAACUGUUAUUACAUGUCCGAAGUACUCCACCUUUCUCUUCUUGAUUCCUUUUAUAAUCUCAGUAGUCUUUUCUCUUUAGUACCAUUAGGUAGCUGUCCGCUGGUAUAAAUGGUAUUGAAAAACGAAGUUAUAGCCUCUAAAAAAUGCUAUCAUAUACACACCUACCUAUAGUUUUUCUGCUCUUUCUAUUAAGGUAUGGUCAUCUAGUCCUAUCAAUCCUUGAUAUGACGCAUUCAGGUUAUCUGUCGUCGGCCAGAACGACGGUUUCCUUGUAUUUUAUUUCCAUUAUUAGUUGAAGGAAGUUAUGUCUUUCUUUUCUGAAUAUAUCUCCAAGAUAAGAUAUUUUAGACUAAUUUUAGUUGUUUCAUAUUUUACUUGGUUUCUUCUUUCUUCAGUAACUUCAUGUGUUGUUUUGGUUCUUUCUUUUUCUUAUUCUUUUUAGUUUAUUAUUAAAUUUGGCUACAAGCAAGGUGUGGUCGGUGGAAACAUUUGCCCCUGGGAAGGUUUUUGUACUUAUUAUACUAUUUCGUUAUCUUUGAUUAAUCAAUAUUAUGUGCUCUAUCUUAUUUCCGAUGCAUUUCUCUUUAUUAUCUUGUGGUGGUUUCCACGUGUAUAAUCUGUGAGCUCUAGUUUAAACAAUAACAAUCAUAUUCUGUUCUUCACGGAACUGAAUCGGUCAGAGUAGUCUGUCGCCUCUUUCAUUCCAUAGACCCAGUCGAUUGUCGCAAAUGAUGUUUCCAGCUUUGCCUUUUUCCACUCUGGAAUCUCCCAUUAUUAUCGUUAUUUCAUGUUUUUUCAUGCGCUGCCUUUAGAAUUGUAGAGCUCUAUAGAACUACAUACAUAUUCUUUCUCAGUAUCGGGUUUAUUGGUUGUUGGAGCAUCAUCGUCACCAAUAGUGCUACAGCCCUAUGAAAGAGCUUGGAUAUUCCCAAGUCCAUUACGCGUCAGUCAGUUCUAUCCAUUGCCAACUGUUGCCAGUUUGCUGCGCCUAUUUUUCUCCCAUCCUCACCUACACCAUCCUUCCAUCUGAGUUUUGGCCUACCCCUAUUUCUACUUCCCACAGGUUGUGACAUAAGGAUUCUUCUAGGAGGGUUGUUCUGUUGUGAUCUUGCUAGAUGUCCUGCCCAUCUUAGUCUUCCUAUUUUUAUAAGAGAUACUACGUAAACAAAAACGAUAAAAUCCUUUAUCAAAGGUAUAUUUGUUAAAAUCCCUAAAAAGGGCUACAUCACAGAACUAGUUUUCGAUCGGAUGACCGAUCAUCAUCAGUGCUUACCUAAAAUGUGUAUAACCUGAUAAGAUAAUGCAAAGUUUUUAAAAUUUUGACUACGGUUUUAAAAAGUUAUAGGUUAUACUCACGUGAAUUUAACAUGCUAACCACCAAAAUACAAAAAAUAUGCAGGUAAAAACCCUUUACAAUUGAUCCGUCAUAGGAACUUAGAUGAAUAAUGUGAACUUAAACAUGGAUGUCUAAAAUAUCCAAUGUAUUAUGCUCUAGGUACCAUUUGUGAUCAAUUGUAAAAGGUUUUUACCCACAUAUUUUUUGUAUUUUGGUGGUUAGAAUUUUAGAUCCACAUGAGUAUAAUCUAUAACUUUUUAAAACCGUAGUCAAAAUUUUAAAAGCUUUGCCUUAUCUCAUCAGGUUAUACACAUUUUAGGUAAGCACUGAUGAUGAUCGGUCAUCCGAUCGAAAACUAGUUCUGUGAUGUAGCCCUUUUUAGGGAUUUUAACAAAUAUACCUUUUAUAAAGGAUUUUAUCGUUUUUGUAACAUAUGGUAUACAGCCAACUACAGGAAAACUUUUUCCUCGUAGAUACUACGUCUUUAUCACCAAAUAUAUGUUUAUAUCUGUGGUAUAUCUCUUAGUUGUACCUCCACCUCCAAACACCAUUUUCACAGAUGCCACCGAAUAUUCCUCUCAGGAUCCUUCGUUCAAAUAUAAGCAGAAGGUUUUCGUCUGCCUUGGAGAUGGUCCAUGUCUCCGAUCCAUAUGUCGACACUGGUUGUAUAAGGGUUUUCUAUAUGUUUUUUUUUUGUUUUUUGGCUUAAGUUUGUGCUUCUCGUAUGUCUACUCAGUCUAAAAUAGCAUUUGUUUGCCAGGAUUAUCCUUCGCUUGAUUUCUUCCCUCAUGAUGUUCCUCUUUGUGAUUAAGGAGCCUAAGUAUGUGAAUUUGUUCAUCACUUUAAAGGUAGAGUUAUUAUUGGAGCAAAGACUUCUAUAAUAUUGAUAUUGAUGGGAUUUCCUUGUGGUUAUAGAAGUAGAAUAAGAUCCAAGUGGUAGAUUAGAUUCGUAAUUAUUUUUUUCUAGAGCUGCGCUUAUUGUGAGUCCUAUUCAAUUCCAGUGCUGUUUUUGCUUAUUUCAUUUUUCCUGAAUCAGUCUAUCCCAUCUCUCUUAUUCCGAGGAUAUCAAUAUUUAACCUGUUCGUUUCUUGGAUAGCUUUCUGAAUUUUUUCUGUCUCGAACAUGCUUUUAAUAUCCAAGGGCCUAUCUGAAUCAUUGGUUUAUUUUCAAAUUUUUCCUCUUUCAGGUGGGCCCUAACCUAGCUCCCUUCGCCAUUCAUAAUUACAUCAUGAAAAACUGUGACAAGCAUUUUAAAAUACUAAACACAAGAAGAGCCAUCUUUUUUGUGUACAGAUAGGCCUAUAUCAUAUGUUCAUAAAAGUUUUGCUUUGUGGCAUUCUUUACUAGCUCUUGUUGAUACUACUCUUCCACUUACUUUUUGGGCUCGUUAUUCCCAUUGUAUCACUACUUUUGUCAAAUGUUCCUCGUCUUACCUCAUUGUGAAGUUUUUUCUAAACUUACUUAACAACAAUACUUAAAUCUUGAAACUAUAUUUUUGUUUACAAAUUUAUUGGACUAUAGGAACGGGUCCAUUAUUCACUAUUGAUAACUCUUGUCAUUAUAGAAUAAGAGUGGUAGUUUGUGUCUCACUCACCGAACAAAUCAUCAACUGCCUUUUGUAUAAUUUGUAAAUUAUGUCCCAUAUCAAAGAGAUUACUUGUGCCAUAUUCCAAUUUGGGACAUAAUACACAGAUUCAACGACAGUUAACAACAACUUUUGACUGCUUAGUUGUACGAAACUACCCUUAAGUUUUGGAUAAGUGCAAUGUAAUAUAAUUUUUAAGAUGGUUCUGACCAAUACGAAGUGUUCAGCGAGGUGAGUGUCCGUAGGUGUCAACUAUUCAACUAUACUUACUUACCCCGUGGCGUUACAACCCUUCGUGGGUUUUAGCCGACUCGAAACAUGCCUCAAUUCUUCUUUGUCUUGAGCAAUCUAGUUCUCCACGCCAAUAGCUAGGUCUCCACGCCCAUAGUCUUCUUCCAGUUGGGACUUCUACCCAUACCAGUUUUACCGUUCGUUCUUCAGCUAUACUCGCUUUGGAAAUGAAUGAUAGUACAGUUUUUAUAGCAGAAUACCACAACAGUCUGUAAAAAGGGACUAUUCGACGCAAAAAUAGAAAUAUAACCAUCCCUACAAACUUACAAUACAGUGCAAAGUAUCAUAAGAAAUUGCUAUCAAUCAUUUUCAAAUGACGUACACGCAUCUUAAAGAAUAUCUUCUUAGCAGUUUUUCUAUCGUUGGCUUUAAUAUUAAAUUCCCUAACAACUAAAAGUUCGUUCAAACGAAAAUUCAUUAAUUCAUUCAAAACGUUCACAUCCUUGCUUAUUGGAUUAAAGAACGAGAUGAACGAUACAUUAAAGUCUGUCAUUAAUAAUAAAAUUGUCCUAACAUUUAGUCGUUUGGGUAAAUUGUGCUAUUUUGCCAGAUUUUUCUGUUGCCCAAUCCAUCAUAACCUCACAUAACCUGUAAAAUCUGCAUUCUUUAUUGCAAAGCUGUUGCUAUGCUACUGUCUUUUGUUAUUUUGUUCUUCUUUUUUCUGCUAUCUCUUUUUGUGUAUUCAACUCAUUCUUAAAAUUGUCUAACUCAUUUCAAUUCUAUUUAUUUGGGUUUAUCCGUCAUCUUGUAACAACGUUUUAUCUUAAAUUUUAUCACAAUGAGAAAUCCGAGACCCGAAAAUUUAAAGACCUCUACCGUGGAACCAACUUCCUGGUUGCAAUCUCAAUGCUUUCUACAAUUUACAAAGCAAUCAGACGAUGAAUAAAGCAGACGAAUGGGACUCUACAAUAUGCAGUCACAUCUUAGGACUCUUCAGAGAGGCUAUAUGGUCUUCUCUUGAAUUUUAUCGACUUAUGAUUCGUAUUUAUGCUUCCUAGUUCUUCUUGUUUUAUGUUUGAACGACCAACUAAGCCCAUUUAGCUGUUUCUCAUCGAUGGUGAUGAUCUUCGUGUUGGAAGAACCUACUACUCGCCCAGAGUUUUUUUAGACACGGAUAAUCUGCGCAUCAGGCAUAAUUUUUUAAGUUUUAGUAACAAUAUGUGGUUUUUAAUACUGACAAGCAAAAAAAGAAAUAGAUGAUCAUUUUGAUAACUAUUCAAAUAUAUAAUGUCGGUGUAAGAAAAAUGAUAAGUAGAUACCUAUUCCACAAGAAUAUUAUUUAUUAUUGAUAUAUAUUAGAUUGAUACAUAUAUAUGAUAUCUAGCAUUUUUGUGAUAUAUUUUUAACUUUUUAUUAGCCAGAAUUUGAUAAAUAAUCUAAAACCCCAUACCAUCAUUACAGAAGCAUUAAAAACAUUAAGAAAUUGAGAAUAUGAGAGUAAAAACAGGUAUAUAGAAGCAUUUGAAAGCGAAAAGAUAAAAUAUACAAAUUCAUUAUUGUAGCUAGCAAAAACUUCACAUUUGCUUUAGAGAAAAAGGUUAAAAUAGAACCAAAAACAAAACAAAAUAAUUGAUGAAUAUAGAAAGAACUAAAAGUAAAUAUAAUCACCCAACUUAACCUAAAAUUUAACAAAAUCACUGGAAUUUAUAAAAAUAACUAAUACAUCUGUAAUCAAAUUGUUAUUACGUAACAUAAAAAGAACCACAUCUUGCUAUACUUCCAUUCCCUUCUACAUUUCAUUCUCUACUUGACAUUUCUCUUUUAUGCCUGAUGCGUAGAUUGUUCUGGAAAUUGUACAUUUCGGGUAUUGGUAUUCUGAAUGCCAUCCCGGUUGUACCGAAUUUAUAGAAUAAAUGAUUAUACAUAUAUAAAUAAAUUUAGAAAUUAAUAUUUUAGAUGUUAAUAAUGUCUUUGUAAGUAGCUCUGUUCGUAACAUCGUCUAGGUUAGGAAUCAUUCAAUACAAAACUUCAAAUAUC